AUGGCGCUGACGAUUUUGCACCUGUCUUUCAUAGUAUUCAUAAUAGCGAUGGGGUUUUGGAGGGGGCACACGAAGAAUUUCACAGAGCCGGGUAACCAGAGAAAUGCGGGCGGGUUCUUCCCCUUUGGAGCGUCGGGGGUGAUCAACGGUGCGGCCGUGGUGUACCUGAGCUACAUAGGGUACGACGCGGUGUCGACCAUGGCGGAAGAGGUGAGGAAUCCGUUGACGGAUAUUCCGGUGGGGGUGUCGGGAUCCGUCGUGCUGGUAACUGUCCUCUACUGCCUGAUGGCGGCUUCCAUGACGGCCCUCCUCCCUUACGACAUGAUCGACCCGGAGGCUCCAUUCUCGGGGGCAUUCAGAGGGUGGGCGUCGAACGUGAUAGGGGUUGGGGCUAGUUUCGGGAUAAUGACGUCGAUACUGGUGGCGAUGCUGGGGCAGGCGCGGUACAUGUGUGUGAUUGGGCGAUCGGGUGUGGUCCCAAAGUGGUUCGCGAGGGUCCACCCUUACACAUCGACGCCUCUCAACGCCUCCCUCUUUCUUGGCCUUAUGCAGUGGUGGGCGGAGGUUUGGUUCUCUGAUGCUGGCUUCGGUUUUGGUUUGUUCGGCUGA
Striga hermonthica is the source of this 609-nucleotide messenger RNA. The record is from the annotation of a GenBank genome assembly. Lineage: Eukaryota; Viridiplantae; Streptophyta; Magnoliopsida; Lamiales; Orobanchaceae.